Messenger RNA from Ceratina calcarata, 579 nucleotides. RefSeq lists its product as uncharacterized. The annotation marks the transcript as partial. Lineage: Eukaryota; Metazoa; Arthropoda; Insecta; Hymenoptera; Apidae. The transcript is spliced from 2 exons. The record is from RefSeq and is a predicted model, not a curated record.
UUGGGUGUCAUGAAAAAAUUUGUCACUGCUUGCAUUGGUGAAAGCACAUAUAAGUGCAAAAGAUUAACAAAAUCUGAUGUUCAGAAAAUUUCUAACCGUCUACUUACAAUACAAUCAUAUUGUCCAUAUGAAUUUGCACGUAAACCACGGUGCAUUGAAGAAUAUAUUCAUUACAAAGCCACCGAAUUUAGACAUCUAUUAUUAUACACCGGUCCUGUCGUAUUUCGCGAUAUAUUAGAAGAUGAUCCAUAUAAACACUUUCUUUUAAUUCAUUCAGCUUCUCGAGCAUUAUCGAAAUCGCAUCCAUGUGAUGGUGACUUAGAGUUCGCAGAAAUGUCUCUCAAAGUUUAUGUGGAAUGCUGUCAACAUAUUUAUGGAGAUACUUUUCUCACGUAUAACAUCCAUGGACUAUUACAUGUAGUAUCAGAUGUGCGAACACUUGGCAAUUUGGAUAAUUAUUCAGCAUUUCCGUAUGAAAAUAAUUUGAUGUUCUUUCGAAAUAAUGAUCAUCAAUCUCAAAUUAAACCGCUUCAUCGACAUUACAAAGGCCCGAUGACAGAAAAUUAUAAAAAUAUAAGU